Messenger RNA from Closterium sp. NIES-67, 1209 nucleotides. NCBI's taxonomy places the organism in Eukaryota, Viridiplantae, Streptophyta, Zygnematophyceae, Desmidiales, Closteriaceae. The record is from the annotation of a GenBank genome assembly.
GGUCUACGAAUGUAUCCUCACCAUCCAUUCAAGCUCAUCACCAACACCUGCGAUCUCACCGUUGACGCAGUACUGUUACAAGACUUUGGCAAAGGCCUCCAACCCAUCGCCUACGAGUCACGAAAGCUGAACACGGCCGAGCGAAAUUAUCCUGUCCACGACAAGGAGUUACUCGCCAUCAUUCACGCUUUCAAAGUCUGGCGCUGCUACCUGACAUGCGCUGACGUGACAGUCCGAAAAUACCACAAGUCGCUACAGUUCAUCCGUUCCCAACCGACACUGAAUCACCGACAGAUUCGCUGGCUCGACUACCUCGAGUCCAAUUUCCACUACGAAGUCACCUACAAACGGGGGUUUAGAAACAUCGCUGACGCACUGAUCUGCUCUUCAUCAUCCCCAACUGACGGACAAGCAAGGAGCCUACUACCUAAAAUCCGGUACCAAUCGGUUUGGGUUCUCGCCUACCAUACCGUACGGGAAUUACUGAUCCAGGAGGCACAUGACUUGAAUUUCCCGGGUCACUACGGCAUCGACAAAAGCUCCAAAUUACUGAGUUGUAAUUGUUACUGGCCCGAUUUGCCGACAGACGUGCAGCUUUACGUCACCUCCUUCGCCACAUGUCAACGCAUGAAGUCUUCCCGGCUUCGACCUGCUGGAUUGCUGCAGCCAUUUGAGCCACCCAGCCGACCGUGGCAACAAGUGACGAUGGAUUUCGUCACUGGCCUGCCAGCUGGUCCAAGCAAUAAUGACGCAAUUCUCGUCGUCGUUGACCGGUUGACCAAGAUGGCCCACUUCGCCGCCUGCAAGACGAUGAUUACUGCCGAGCAGAUAGCGAAAAUGUUCCUCACGAACAUCGUGCAGCUACACGGCAUUCCUUUGGCAAUCAUCAGCGAUCGUGGCCCACGGUUCACGUCCAACUUCUGGACAAAAACCUGGCAGCAGUACGACAUACGUCUACAUCUGUCCACGGCGUACCACCCGCAAUCGGACGGUCAGAGUGAGCGCACCAAUCAGACGAUGGAGCCGCUGAUUUGCACGACGUGCACAGAUCCGGCCCAAUGGGAAGACGCCUUUCCCUUGAUCGAGUUUGCGUACAACAACGCCCCAUCGGCCACGACUACUCAGUCCCCGUUCUUCCUUAAUUACGAGAUAGAUCGAACAACCCCUUAUCGCCCCCAAUAGUAAAUCCGGCACCAAGGUCUCAGCAAG